Parasteatoda tepidariorum (common house spider) is the source of this 2270-nucleotide messenger RNA. RefSeq lists its product as uncharacterized. Lineage: Eukaryota; Metazoa; Arthropoda; Arachnida; Araneae; Theridiidae. Gene Ontology annotation, cellular component: nucleus. The record is from RefSeq and is a predicted model, not a curated record. Gene Ontology annotation, biological process: regulation of transcription by RNA polymerase II. Gene Ontology annotation, molecular function: RNA polymerase II cis-regulatory region sequence-specific DNA binding; DNA-binding transcription factor activity, RNA polymerase II-specific.
GGGAAAAGCUUAAAAGCGUGGCGCUAGUGACGAUAGGGGACUAUACUUUACCCAACUAAAUUCAGAACUCUCGUGUCAAAGAGAACGACGAUAUCGUCUGCCACAUGGGAAUGAUGAAGGAAGAGGAGUAAAAAGCACGUGCUCCCCUCAUAUUCGCUUUCUUUUUUUAAGUCUCGGACUUUGUAGGGAGGGUGCUCGCUAUCCGAAAUUAUUGUUUUUUUUUAACGCCUCACUAUUAUCCGGUCCCAUGGUUCUCAAACUAGAUUCUAUGGAUCAAGAAUUCGAACUGAACUCCUUGGAUGAGAACGGAAAUUUGAAAAGGAGCCUAGAUAGCCUGCAUUUAAAUGAAAACUUCAAUUGUUGCGGGGAGCCGAAAGUGACGCUAGAGCAACAUUUACAGCACCAUGCAAACGCUGGCAUACUUCAAUAUCCUGGCGUUGAGGUGAUAUGUCCCACCGACGGCUCUUUGCCAGGAGGGGUGGGGCGGAGGGCGGUUGUACUCGCUGGUAGCGCUCAAGGAUUCUCUCCAGAUUAUCACCAUCCCAACUUUCCGCCUUCGCCUCCGCCGUCUGUUUCUGCCGCCAUCCCAUCCGACAGUCCUGCCGCCAUGCACCCGGACGGCCGAACCACCAACCUGUUGGACGAGACCAUGAUGUGGUCAUUGGUCUCACAACCUCUGGACCUCCGAAAUUCGGACAUGAGCGAAAUGGAAAACUGGAUCAUCCGGAGAAACUGUACCGAAAUGAUGGGACAGGCUCUGGACGAGCAACAGAACGCUCUGCAGCAGCAGCAGCAACAACAACACAUCCAAAAGCAACAAGUGGCCUGCAUGACUGGAUACGGGGUCAAUCUCGAAUCCGUUCCGGCCUCUUCGUCGUCCGGUAGUUUUUCGGACGACUGUGACUCGCUGACAGACAUGCCGUCCCCGUCGUCCUACCAUCAGGACGUGACGUCGUCCAGUGGUAAGAAGAUGGACAUCACGAUGGAGCGGAACUUGGGAAUCACCGAUGACCAGCUGAUCCAGUUGUCCGUUAGAGACCUUAACCGGAAACUCCACGGUUUGUCUCGUGAUUAUAUAUCCGGGGUGAAACAGAGGAGGCGAACUCUCAAAAACAGAGGUUACGCUCAAAAUUGUCGCACAAAAAGAAUCGAGCAGAAGAGGAGACUGGAGACCAACAACAAAUCCCUCCAGAUGGAGAGAGACAAGCUCUUCAGAGAGAGGGAAUUAGAGAGGCAGGAAAAAGAGAGAGCAUACCAAGAGAGAGACAGGGCUGUGCAAGAGAGAGACUAUUACAAAGAACAGUUAAAACAACUCAUGCGAUCCAGGGAAUUCUCACAACAAAACAAUACAAGUCCGACGUCGCCAGACUAUUAUAUGUGACACCCAUACCACGAAAAAUGACUGUAAAUAGAAGGUUUCUCAUCUUGCAUUCAUCAUUGAUGGAAGGAUUGCUUGCUUUGAAACAAUUCACUCAUCAUAUUUUCAUUUUUAAGAAGGAUUUGGGGCAGUUCAAUUUACACAACUCAAUUAUGUAUUUUUUUCUUCUCUCUUCCUCUCUUUCAUAUGUUGUUUCCCCCAAUACAAGAGAAGAAUUAUUGUGUGCCAAAUUUGUUUUUUAAAAAAACGAACCUCAGAGAGCCUGAAGUGAUUUAACAUAAAUGAGGGUUGUAAAAAAGACUAUCCAACUUCUCGAACCAGAUCUGAGAAAAUUUCUUUUUUUUUUUCUAUAUAUUUUCACGCAUCUUUUGUUUAAAUGUGGAAUGACUUCAUCUGACAAGAGCGGCUUUAAUUUUUUCAGGAUCCGUCGAACUUUUUUAAAAACAAGAAUGGCAAAUUUCAUCCUAAGUGGAAAAUACCAUGGGAUAAACUUCCCGGAAGAAAUAGAUUUCUUCCAUCUCAAGUGGAAGAAACUAAAUUUUUUAAAUGUUUAUAAUUGCAUAGCAUCAACUUUUAUGCUAUUUAAUGUGUAUCAUUUUUAAAUGAGUGAAAACUAAAAAUAGAAAACUGAAUGCAAAUGAGUAGAGUAAAACGUAAUUUUUUUUAAUUCUAUGAAGAACUGUUAAAAUAGCUUAAUUAAGUUCUAUUAAUCUUAAUAGUUCUAUUAAUUAACCUUAUUAACAAAUUACAAAACAUACUAAAUAAAUAUACAACUAAAAAGCCGAUACUGAAUUCAUACUUACUACUAGCAUCCUAAUUUUUUAAUAAAAAUACUGUAAAAUAUGAAGACUUAACCCUACUUUUAAAUAACAUGGUAUUUGAAACUUAAAAA